ACAGCCGCGCGCCGGAAGUAGCCUAGAUCUCGGCGCGGAGGCUCGGCGGCUCUAGACCGCGGGGCCGGUGCAACUAUGCCGGUCACCGGGAAGACUUUCCGCCGGCGCCGCGCCGACUCGGAGUCGGAGGAAGAUGAGCAGGACUCAGAGGAGGUUCGAUUAAAACUGGAAGAGACCCGAGAGGUGCAGAACUUGAGGAAGAGGCCCAACGGGGUGAGUGCUGUUGCCCUGCUGGUGGGAGAGAAAGUACAAGAAGAGACCACUCUAGUGGAUGAUCCCUUUCAGAUGAAGACAGGUGGGAUGGUGGACAUGAAGAAACUAAAGGAAAGGGGCAAAGAUAAGAUCAGCGAAGAGGAAGACCUCCAUCUGGGGACAUCAUUUUCCGCAGAAACCAACCGAAGGGACGAGGAUGCCGACAUGAUGAAGUACAUUGAGACAGAGCUGAAGAAGCGGAAAGGGAUCGUGGAACACGAGGAACAGAAAGUCAAGCCAAAGAAUGCAGAGGAUUGCCUUUAUGAGCUGCCGGAAAACAUCCGGGUUUCCUCAGCAAAGAAGACGGAGGAGAUGCUCUCCAACCAGAUGCUGAGCGGCAUCCCCGAGGUGGACCUCGGCAUCGAUGCAAAAAUAAAAAACAUCAUUUCCACGGAGGACGCCAAGGCCCGUCUGCUGGCUGAGCAGCAGAACAAGAAGAAAGACAGCGAGACCUCGUUCGUGCCCACCAACAUGGCGGUGAACUACGUGCAGCACAACCGCUUUUACCAUGAGGAGCUCAACGCUCCCAUACGGAGAAACAAAGAGGAGCCCAAAGCCCGACCCUUGCGCGUGGGGGACACAGAGAAGCCGGAGCCUGAGCGGUCCCCUCCCAACCGCAAGCGUCCUGCUAAUGAGAAGGCCACGGAUGAUUAUCAUUACGAGAAGUUCAAGAAGAUGAACAGGCGGUACUGAGGGAGGCUAAAUGGGGAGAGUUGCAGCGUGGGAUAUAAAUACUGUUGUCCACUCCCUUUAUCCCCAUGAUAAAAGAUUUCCUGGACAGAAGCCUGCUCAUUGGCUAGCAGAUGGCUCCCAAAACAGACUCUGUCAGUCCUGCUGCUUACCUGUGGGAUUUUCAGGCAUUGAAUUUGUAACCUUUUGAAACAAUGUGUAGUUUUCCUAUUUGGGGGCAAACUAGUCUUGUGAGCAUUAUUAAAUCUUGUUUGUAAAUAUGUUGACUUUCUCUUAGUACUUGCCCUGGGUCAGGAGGAAACAGCUCUGUGUUUCAGCGUGAGAUAAUAUCCUUUCGAUUGGGCUUUUAUUAUAAUAUAUGCAGUCAUUGUCUCUUGCUUUCAAAUAUCUAGAGUGAGAUUCAGAAAUGCUUCCUUCACUGUUUACAGUGGAUCCAGCUGAAAGUAGAAAAAUCUAGACGAUCAAAGGAACACUAGUAUUUUCUGACUUUUACAGUUAUGUUUCUUUUCAUUAAAGAAAGAAAAAGUAAUUUCUAUCAUUUUAAGCAUUUAAAUAUUAAACAUGAAAUGGACCCAGCCUUUUUUGUUUUGCUUCUCCUUGCACCAGCAGUGACUCAGAUCGUGUGUUCAUCGCCUGGGGCUUGGGUAACUCAAAAGCAAACUUCAGUCAUUGAGAGGGGUUUUUCUCAUUUGGGAUAGGCACCAAACUUUGAGCUAUCAGGUUGGUGCCACUUGUGCUGUUGCUUUUCGUGAGGUAGGUACACAGGUUGUGAUGAGGAAAGAACAGGUUGGUUGACUCCUGGGCUGAUUUAAAUCAGGUAUCUUGUGACAUUUGGCUUUGGAGUCGGAUCUGAGUCCUGCUCACAGCUUCUUUAUUAAAUCCAUGGACACAUCCGUUUGCCUUGCAGCCUGUUUUCUCGUCUGUAAGAGAUUUUCUUUUCUUCCCCUUCACUCAAAUGCAAGGUCAGUGAAGCCAGGAUUCACCUGCACCUCAUUUUUUUUUUUCUUCAAUCCCCAGGAUCUAGUCCAUAGGAGAUCCUCAAAAUUAUGAAUGAAUGAAUGAGAGGAAGUAACUGUUACCUGGGAGAGACCUGACCAACACUACCUUAACCAGGUGAGGAAGGUCAAUGUCAACAGUCAUAAAUCAUGUUGAUUUUAUGUACCUAUGAUAUGUUAUAAAAAUAGCAUCUCUGUAAAGUAUAUUCCUCCCCCAAACCCAUAACUCCAAUCAAAGAAGAGCAUCAAAUUCCAAUAAUUGAGAAUCCUAUGAAUCCUAUAAAAGACUAGGACUUCCUACGUGGCUCAGUGGUAAAGAAUCCCCCUGUCAAAACAGGAGACACGGGUUGGAUCCCUGGCUGUGGGGCAUGCCCUGGAGACGGAAAUGGCAACCCACUCUAGUGUUCUUGCCUGGGAAAUCCCGUGGACGGAGGAGCCUGGCUUGGGCUAUAUAGCCCAUGGGGUCGCAAAAAAAGAGCGACUGAACGACUAAACAACAAGGAAAUAAAAAACUUUAGUUACGAUAUAUCAACAUGGGCUCAUUCAUUUUAACAAAUGCAACAUAACUGACGACAGCAACAACAAAACCUACUAGUGUAAGAUGUGAACAACAGCGGAAACUGCGUGCGAGGGUGUGGUAAUAUGGAACCUCUCUGUUCAGUCCCCUCAACCUUUCUAUAAACGUAAGUCAGUGAAGUCGCUCAGUCGUGUCCUACUCUGCGACCCCGUGGACAGUAGCCCACCAGGCUCCUCCAUCCAUGGGGUUCUCCAG
Molecule: messenger RNA, 2709 nt
Organism: Dama dama (fallow deer)
Lineage: Eukaryota; Metazoa; Chordata; Mammalia; Artiodactyla; Cervidae
Gene: C11H9orf78
Product: chromosome 11 C9orf78 homolog
Exons: 9
Coding region: 76-945 (289 amino acids)
Biological process (GO): mRNA splicing, via spliceosome
Cellular component (GO): spliceosomal complex
Source: RefSeq, a predicted model, not a curated record